Cyclocybe aegerita is the source of this 807-nucleotide messenger RNA. The record is from the annotation of a GenBank genome assembly. NCBI's taxonomy places the organism in Eukaryota, Fungi, Basidiomycota, Agaricomycetes, Agaricales, Hemipholiotaceae.
AUGUGGAGUAAUACAAGAGUAUCGAGACUAUUCCGAUGGACUGCUCGAGUGCGCCCAAACGUCAGGCUCUCCUUCGAACGACCAUCUCGACGACUACUCCAGACGCACGCCUUCAAACUCCUAAUGUCUUCCGUCGUAUUCGGUGGUAUCUACCCCAGGGUUGAACAAGAAGAUAUCGCAGGCACGAAAGCGCACGAGAGAAUACUAUUCAAAUUGUUUUUUGUCGACCAACAUGGAGUCGAAACGCAUGCUGCAUCUACUCUGGUGCCCUACCAAUCGAACUACGAGCUAAUUAUACAUUCCGCUCGCCUUUCUUUGGACAAGCACAAUCUUGACUUGAGAGGAGGGCAGUGGGAGAGGCACAUCGCCACGAAGUGUGUCGUUCCUGGUGACCCGAGCACCGUUUGGCCCAAGAUCACGUCUCAAGAGUGGCCUUUGAUCACGCCGUCAGACGCCAUUGGCAUCUUCGUUUCUCGAAGAAGUCCUGAGACGCAGAAACAUGCCAGCAAGGGUGUGUGGACAGCCGUCUCCGCCCCAGCCAGGACUGUCAAAUUGAUCAGUGUUACCAUGGAGGGAGGGGAUCACGGUGUCCUCGUGGCCUUACCAGCGACAUAUGAGGACCUUCUCGCCGUGGUCAGCAAAGAGUACGAGUUCGAAGGCGAUCCGAAGGAGGUGCUGCGUUUUUCUACCUACAUGCCAGACCCGUCUGGAGGCGGUUCCUGGGUUGUACUGACGAAAUCCGCUUUUAAUACCCUCCUUGACGUCCAUCCAACCGAGAUGUUAUAUCUCUUUGUCAGGUUCCUUUAA